UUCUUUGCUGUUAGUCGAAGUAGUACAACGCUAACGUUUCAGUGAUUCAAUUGAGAUUAUCUGUAUAAAACUCUUAGUAACUCAGUUCUUAGUGUGUUGUUUCCAUUCAUUAGGAACUAUAAUGUUUCCCAACUGCUUCAGAAAGAACAGGACUCUGAAGUUCUUCUUGAAAAAUACCUCGUUGCAUGGAAUGAAAUACGUUGCUGAUGAACAGAAGCAUUGGUUUGAGAGACUUGUGUGGUGUGUCUUGAUAGGAGUAUUUGCAGCUUUUUCGAUCAAUACCUUAAAGGACAGAUGGAUAACUUGGCAAGCAACUCCAAUGAUAAUUACCACAGAUCACAAACCUCGCUCCACAUCAGAACUGCCUGUCCCAGCAAUAACCUAUUGUCGUGAUUUUCUCAUUUCAAAUGACAUAAAAACCGGAGUUGAUACUGAUAUGACGGAAGAAGAUAAACAAACUCUUUGUGGUGUAAUGAAUAUUAUUCUAGGACCCGAUUUGGAUAAAUGGUCAGAAGAUGACUGCAAAUCAUACAUAAGUCAAUUAGAAAAGGGAAUCGAUGACGAAAGUUUUUUCAAUAUGUUUGACAAGCUGGUGAUCACGGACCAGGAAUAUAUCAGCAAGGAUCAAAGCACUUUCAUGCUGGGUAUGCGGUUUGAUGAGCCUCUCAUUUGUUAUGACAUGUUAACUCAUUACGGAUUAUGCACUACGUGCAGUUCCUUACCUUUAUCACAAAUCUACAAGAACAGCACAUACCUUCACUCCUUUCAUAAUAACCCAGAUGAAUACCGAGUGGUGGGGAAUUUUACAGGAUUUCCUACUCUCAAUUCACCCAGAUUUGAUGUUUCUUAUCCAUCAUUUGUAAGAAGACCAAUGAAUGGGCUCACCAUGAAAGAUUGGAACAGCACAAACUUGGAACGAGAUAAUAUCGAGAUUUUUCCACGAUCGAACAGAUGGUACACGAUUCACAGCCCCUGGGACGUGCCCAACCCAUUCAUGAGGUGGCAUUACAGCAAGGACUUCAGCAAUCAUGAGCUGCAGGUGUUCAUAGAACCAGACCAGACACUCAUUGAUGACGAUUUGAACAUACCUCCUGACAGUAGAGAGUGUUAUAUGCCAUAUGAAAAAGAACUGGAGUUUUUCAAAUAUUACACUCAUCAAAAUUGCAAGAUGGAAUGUUUAACUAAGAAUGUUUUGAAUAAAUGUGGAUGUGUUACGUACUUUAUGCCACAUAAUGAGUCGACUCCUAUAUGUUUCGGAGAUUUUGAGUGUCCAAAUAGCAUAUUAGAUACAGUGAAUGUGGAAAAGUCUCUCUCCUGUAAUUGUUUCUCUUCAUGCGACCAUACUGAUUACAAAUUCGUUUCUCAUGACUCAAUUCCUGACAGAGAUAGUAGCAAAUUAAUAGCGGUUUUCAUCGAUGACACAUAUUACCCUCAAAUGCGCAGACCAUCUAACACAUUUGAAGUUUUUAUUGAGACUUCUGUGACCUACUUGGACAUGUUCCUAGGACUAAGUCUGAUUAGCAUUGUUGAAAUUCUGUACUACUCGGUUUUGAUUCUGUUAGAAUGCUUGAAUAUUGAAAACGUUGGCCUAGCAGGUUGAAAAUUGGCAUCAAAAUUGAUAAAAAAUAGCUUUAUAAUAUUAUCUUAUUGUCUCAUCUAGUUCUUGUAAUAUGUUAUUAUAAUAUAUUAUAUUAAAUUAAGUCCUCACUUAAAUCUAAGAAUUGAAAAUAUUUGUUUGGAUGUAUCGUUGCUUAACAUUGGCCCUUUGCACACUCUAUCUCAAGCUAUGAAUAAAUUUAGCACAA
Nilaparvata lugens (brown planthopper) is the source of this 1805-nucleotide messenger RNA. Its product is annotated as pickpocket protein 28-like. Gene Ontology annotation, biological process: sodium ion transmembrane transport. The record is from RefSeq and is a predicted model, not a curated record. The transcript has a single exon. The coding region runs from base 122 to 1600 and encodes 492 amino acids. Gene Ontology annotation, cellular component: membrane. Lineage: Eukaryota; Metazoa; Arthropoda; Insecta; Hemiptera; Delphacidae. Gene Ontology annotation, molecular function: ligand-gated sodium channel activity.